AUGUCUUCAGGAAAGACUUGCACAUUGAGCAACGGAGUUACACUCCCCGCCGUUGGUUUCGGUACCUUUGCCAGCGAGGGCUCCAAGGGCGAGACCUACGCCGCCGUCACCUGCGCUCUCGAGACUGGUUACCGCCACCUGGAUUGCGCCUGGUUCUACCUCAACGAAGAUGAGGUUGGCGAUGGAAUCCGUGAUUUCCUCGCUAAGAACCCCUCCGUCAAGCGUGAGGACAUCUUCGUGACUACCAAGGUCUGGAACCACCUGCACCGUUACGAUGACGUUAUCUGGUCCUGUGAGAACUCUCUCGAGCGGAUGAAGCUCGACUACAUCGACCUCUUCCUCGUUCACUGGCCCAUUGCCGCCGAGAAGGAGACACAAGAGAAGCCCAAGAUCGGCCCCGAUGGAAAGUACGUCAUCCUUAAGGACCUCACUGAGAACCACGAGGAGACAUGGCGCGCCAUGGAGAAGCUCAACGCUGAUGGCAAAGUCCGCGCCAUUGGUGUGUCCAACUGGACCAUCCCCCAGCUUGAGGCCAUGACCAAGUACGCCAAGAUCAUGCCCCAGGUCAACCAGAUUGAGAUCCACCCCUUCCUCCCCAACACCGAGUUGGUCAACUACUGCUUCUCCAAGAACAUCCUGCCCCAGGCCUACUCUCCUCUGGGCUCGCAGAACCAGGUCCCCACCACCGGUGAGCGUGUCGCCGAGAACAAGACCCUCAACGAGGUCGCCGAGAAGGGCGGCAACACACUGGCCCAGGUCCUCAUUGCCUGGGGUCUCCGUCGGGGCUACAGCGUUCUCCCCAAGUCCUCCAACCCCAAGCGCAUUCAGUCCAACUUCAAGAGCAUCGAGCUCAGCGAUGAGGACUUUGCCGCCGUCAACAAGGUUGCUGAGGGCCGUCACUGCCGCUUCGUGAACAUGAAGGAUACCUUCGGAUACGAUGUCUGGCCCGAGGAGACUGCCAAGGGUCUGUCUCUUUAA
Molecule: messenger RNA, 978 nt
Organism: Penicillium nucicola
Lineage: Eukaryota; Fungi; Ascomycota; Eurotiomycetes; Eurotiales; Aspergillaceae
Gene: gldB
Product: putative glycerol dehydrogenase (GldB)
Exons: 2
Coding region: 1-978 (325 amino acids)
Cellular component (GO): cytosol
Molecular function (GO): aldose reductase (NADPH) activity
Source: RefSeq, a predicted model, not a curated record